This is a messenger RNA of Oryctolagus cuniculus (rabbit), 2472 nucleotides long. RefSeq names its product ZXD family zinc finger C (gene ZXDC). Gene Ontology annotation, cellular component: nucleus. Gene Ontology annotation, biological process: regulation of transcription by RNA polymerase II. Gene Ontology annotation, molecular function: transcription coregulator activity. NCBI's taxonomy places the organism in Eukaryota, Metazoa, Chordata, Mammalia, Lagomorpha, Leporidae. The record is from RefSeq and is a predicted model, not a curated record.
CUCGCGCGCCACCCCGCGGCUCUCGCGCACGCGCGGCUCCGGCCCGGGGGCGGGUUCCGCGCCGGCCCUUGGCGACCACCAGCUCAGGGGCGGCCGCACGGCGUCGCGCGCACGCUCGGGCGGGGCUGCCAGCUCUUCUCCAGCGGCUGCUGAGACGCCGCUGCCGGGCCGAAGAUGGACCUCCCGGUGCUGCUCCCCGCCCCGGCCGCGCGCAGAACCCAACAUGGCGGCGGCGAGCCCGGCAGGCUCCGCCGAGGCCCGGGGCCUCCGCUCGGCUCGGGCCCCGCGCGCCGCCGCCUGCUGCUGCUGCGGAGCCCCGAAGAUGGCGGUCCUGGGCCGCGGCACGGGGAGGCCCCCGGGCCGAGCCCGCCGCCAGCCGAGGACGGCGGCGACUCCUUCGUGGUGCUGCUGGAGGUGGCGCGCGGCACCACCGCCGCCGAGACUCCCGAGCGGCGGGAGGCCGAGCCCGCCCCCAGCUCCGCCGGAGGACCGGAGCAGGGCCUCGGCGGUGCGGCCGCCGCCCCCGGCGCCGCCCUCGCGGGCACCGUCACCAUCAACAACCAGGACCUGCUGGUGCGCUUCGACAACGGGGUCUUCACGCUGGCGCCCGCGCCGCAGCCUGCGCCAGGGCCGGAGCCGCCGCCGCCGCCGCACCGCCCGCCCGCGCCGCCCGGCACGGCGACCGCGCACCCCGCCGAGAAUCGCCGUGGGACCGCGGGCGCCGGCCCCGGCGCACCGGGCUACCGCUGCCCCGAGCCGCAGUGCGCGCUGGCCUUCGCCAAGAAGCACCAGCUCAAGGUGCACCUGCUGACGCACAGCGGCCUCCAGGGCCGGCGGCCCUUCAAGUGCCCGCUGGACGGCUGCGGCUGGGCCUUCACCACCUCGUACAAGCUCAAGCGGCACCUUCAGUCGCACGAUAAGCUGCGGCCCUUCGGCUGCCCGGUGGGCGGCUGCGGCAAGAAGUUCACCACCGUCUACAACCUCAAGGCGCACAUGAAGGGCCACGAGCAGGAAAGCCUGUUCAAGUGCGAGGUGUGCUGUGAGCGCUUCCCCACGCACGCCAAGCUCAGCUCCCACCAGCGCAGCCACUUCGAGCCCGAGCGCCCGUACAAGUGUGAUUUUCCCGGCUGCGAGAAGACCUUCAUCACGGUGAGCGCCCUGUUUUCCCAUAACCGAGCCCACUUCCGGGAGCAGGAGCUCUUCUCUUGCUCCUUCCCCGGCUGCAGCAAGCAGUACGACAAAGCCUGCCGGCUGAAGAUCCACCUGAGGAGCCACACCGGCGAGAGGCCGUUCGUGUGCGACUCUGACAGCUGUGGCUGGACGUUCACCAGCAUGUCCAAACUCCUAAGGCACAAGAGGAAACACGAUGACGACCGCAGGUUCACCUGCCCAGUGGAGGGCUGCGGCAAGUCCUUCACGCGCGCCGAGCACCUGAAGGGCCACAGCGUGACGCACCUGGGCACGAAGCCGUUCGCGUGCCCCGUGGAAGGGUGCUGUGCCAGGUUCUCCGCACGCAGCAGUCUCUACAUCCACUCCAAGAAGCACCUGCAGGAUGUGGCUGCCCCGAAAAGCCGCUGCCCGGUCUCCAGCUGCAACCGCCUCUUCACCUCCAAGCACAGCCUGAAGGCGCACGUGGUCAGACAGCACAGCCGGCGCCAAGAUCUCUUCCCUCAGCUGGCCGCGCCGAGCGCCCUGCCGCCUAGCAGCGAGCUUGCUAACAUAGACCUCGCCGCGCUCUUCUCCGACGCCCCCGGUGCCAGCGGCUCGGCAGCUGGGUCAGACGAGGCGCUGAGCUCCGGCAUCCUGACUAUAGACGUCACCUCGGUGAGCUCCUCUCUGGGAGGGGCCGUCCCUGCCAGCAGCAGCUCCUUGGGGCCCAUCGACCCCCUGGUCCUGGUGGCCCACAGUGAGGUACCUCCGAGCCUGGACAGUCCUCUUGUUCUGGGGACAGCAGCCACGGUCCUCCAGCAAGGCAGCUUCAGUGUGGAGGAUGUGCAGACUGUGAGCUCGGGAGCCCUGGGCUGCCUGGUGGCCCUGCCGGUCAAGAGCUUGAGUCAAGACCCCCCGGCCCUGACCGCCAGCAGUACCUUGGCCACGCACGUCGCCACACCCACCUCUGCAAGUACCUCCCACGAAAAUGCCAGCGCCCCAGAACUUGUGGCUCCGAUCAAGGUGGAGCAGGACUCGGCUGCUGGCCCCGCCGGCCUGGGGCCGCCGGAGGGCAGCCUCGGGCCCCCACGGUCUGUGCUCUCCAGCUCAGUGGGGCCGCACAGCGCCCCGAAGGACGCCGAGCUCAGUGCGGGCACUGGCGGCCUCUGUUUGGUGUGAAGCCCUCUCCUGCCGCACCACCGGGCUCGGCUCGCCCUCCCUCGGGUUGGAGGAUGCUGUGGCUGAAUCCUUUCUAUGCAGCAGCUCGUACUGGUUCGCAGAAGGACGGAGCCUGGGCGCCCAGCCUGGGAGUCUGAAUCUGAC